CGCCCUGUGCCUAAGUAAGCUGCUGCUACAAAAUAGCUUUUCUUUUGCAAUAAUUUUUACAACUUUGAUGUGUAAUUAACAUACAAUAAAAUCUCCCCCAUUUUAAGUGUGCAGAUGGGGGAUUUGACAAAUUAUACCCCCGUGUAACCACUACCCCAACGCAGACAUAAACCGUGUCCUUUACUCCGGGAAAGUUCCCUCAUGCCCCUUUCCAGUCAAUCCACAACCCCCCCUCCCUUGAUUUCUAUCGCAGUUUAGUUUUGCCUGUUCUAGAGCUUCAUAAAAUGGGAUCAUUCGAUUCUAUCCGGGUGCCGGCACCCAGCCACUCCUCUGCCAAUGAAGUACAUCCUGGUCACUGGCGGGGUCAUCUCGGGCAUCGGUAAAGGGAUCAUCGCGAGUAGCAUUGGGAUGAUUCUGAAAUCAUGCGGGCUCCGAGUGACUGCCAUCAAAAUUGACCCCUAUAUUAACAUCGACGCAGGCACUUUUUCCCCUUAUGAGCACGGUGAAGUGUUUGUCUUAAACGAUGGUGGAGAAGUUGAUUUAGAUCUGGGAAAUUAUGAACGAUUCUUGGAUAUUAAUCUUUAUAAAGACAACAACAUCACCACUGGGAAGAUCUAUCAGCAUGUGAUUAAUAAAGAGAGGCGUGGCGAUUACCUGGGGAAAACAGUACAAGUUGUCCCUCACAUUACUGAUGCUGUCCAAGAGUGGGUUAUGAAUCAAGCCAUGGUGCCUGUGGAUGGUCAUAAGGAAGAGCCCCAAAUAUGCGUUAUUGAGCUGGGUGGCACCAUUGGAGACAUUGAAGGAAUGCCAUUUGUGGAAGCGUUCAGACAAUUCCAGUUUAAAGCAAAAAGAGAGAAUUUCUGUAAUAUCCAUGUUAGCCUUGUCCCACAGCCCAGUGCUACUGGAGAACAAAAAACCAAACCCACACAAAACAGUGUCCGUGCGCUGAGGGGCUUAGGCCUGUCUCCAGAUCUGAUUGUCUGCCGAAGUUCAACGCCCAUCGAAAUGGCUGUGAAGGAAAAGAUUUCUAUGUUUUGUCACGUGAACCCUGAACAGGUCAUAUGUAUCCAUGAUGUUUCUUCCACAUACCGAGUGCCUGUGCUUUUGGAGGAACAAGGCAUUGUUAAAUAUUUUAAAGAGAGAUUGGAUCUGCCUAUUGGUGAUUCUGCAAGUCAUUUGCUUUUCAAGUGGAGAAAUAUGGCUGACAGAUAUGAAAGGUUACAGAAAACAUGCUCCAUAGCCCUGGUUGGCAAAUACACCAAGCUCAGGGACUGCUACGCCUCCGUGUUCAAAGCCCUGGAACACUCAGCCUUGGCCAUCAACCACAAACUGAAUCUGAUGUACAUAGACUCGAUUGAUCUGGAGCAGACCACUGAAACCGAGGACCCUGUGAAAUUCCAUGAAGCUUGGCAGAAGCUAUGCAAAGCUGAUGGUGUUCUUGUGCCAGGAGGCUUCGGAAUCAGAGGAACAUUGGGGAAACUCCAAGCGAUUUCUUGGGCAAGGGCAAAGAAGAUUCCUUUUCUGGGAAUUUGCCUUGGGAUGCAGCUAGCAGUGAUAGAGUUUGCAAGAAACUGCCUUAACUUGAAAGAUGCCGAUUCCACAGAAUUUGAGCCAAAUGCCCGUGUUCCUAUGGUGAUCGAUAUGCCCGAACACAACCCUGGCAAUUUGGGAGGAACAAUGAGGCUGGGAAUAAGAAGAACUGUUUUCAAAACUGAAAAUUCAAUUUUAAGGAAACUUUAUGGGGAUGUUCCUUUUAUAGAAGAAAGACACAGACAUCGAUAUGAGGUGAACCCUAGCCUGAUCCACCAACUUGAGCAGAACGACUUAAGUUUUGUAGGUCAGGAUGUCGAUGGGGAGAGGAUGGAAAUCAUUGAACUGGCGAAUCAUCCCUAUUUUGUUGGUGUCCAAUUCCAUCCCGAGUUUUCUUCUAGGCCAAUGAAGCCUUCCCCUCCAUACCUGGGACUGUUACUUGCAGCAACUGGGAACCUGAAUGCCUACUUGCAACAGGGAUGCAAGCUGUCUUCCAGGGGCCCUUUGAGAAGGAAUGAUAGGUACAGUGAUGCCAGUGAUGACAGCUUUUCAGAGCCACGGAUAGCUGAGUUGGAAAUAAGCUGAAACCAAUACAUGACUUGGAAUAACAGGGAUUGCCUGAGAGGGAUCUGAAGUCCUUGAAGCCAAGAUGAAGGAAGUGUCUGAAGAAAUCACCACACUCUUAAUCACUGUCUUCUCCACCAGACGUGGGAUUGUAAAGCCUCGAAGGGAAGCUAAUAAUACGUCCUUCCAUGAACCAGAACCAAAGGGGUAGUUUCCCUUUUCCUCUAGAGGUGGCCUUCGCUUCUCACCAAUUUCUGUAGCUGAUUAAACUUUCCCAACACCCUCACUGGGGAGAAAACGUGUUCGUGUUUCGUCCUAUGUAUCGUGAUGUGCAGGUGGUGAGCAAGGAUCGGGGUAACUGAGCCUUCGCUGUGCCGUGUGGAAAGGGUGGCAGGGCACAUGCGAUAACUAAUUUUGAGUCAAAAAUGAGUCAUUCUGUUACCUGGAACUCAACCACAGAUUUCUGUGCUCCCCAAGCUUAUUUCAAUUUCUCACCCUGUUUAUUUCUAGUUAAAAGUAAAAUUAAACAGGUCUAAGACUGGGGUUGGCAAAUAAGGCCCUCACCUCAGGUACAGAAUUUAAGGGGGCAUAAAAAACUCAGGAAUCAAGAUCAGUAAUAUGUAUAUUUUUUAAUUGAGGUGAAAUUCACAUAACAUAGAAUUAAUCAUUUUAAAGUGAACAAUUCAGCAGCAUUAGGUACAUUCACAAUGCUGUGCAACCACCACCUUUAUCUAUUUCCAAAACAUUUCCAGCACUCCAAAAUAAAUCCCCAUACCUGUUGGCAGUCACCCCCCUUUCCUCCCUCCUCCCAGUCCCUGGAAACUGCUAAUCUCCUUUCUAUUUCUAUGAAUUUGCCUAUUGUGGAUAUUUCAUAUAAGUGGAAUCGUACAAUAUGUAGCCUUUUGUGUCUG
Messenger RNA from Equus quagga, 3005 nucleotides. RefSeq names its product CTP synthase 2 (gene CTPS2). Gene Ontology annotation, biological process: CTP biosynthetic process; pyrimidine nucleobase biosynthetic process. The record is from RefSeq and is a predicted model, not a curated record. Gene Ontology annotation, cellular component: cytoophidium; cytoplasm. Gene Ontology annotation, molecular function: CTP synthase activity; identical protein binding. The transcript has 20 exons. The coding region runs from base 337 to 2115 and encodes 592 amino acids. Lineage: Eukaryota; Metazoa; Chordata; Mammalia; Perissodactyla; Equidae.